Messenger RNA from Dermochelys coriacea (leatherback sea turtle), 1332 nucleotides. Its product is annotated as actin, muscle. Gene Ontology annotation, cellular component: cytoplasm; synapse; NuA4 histone acetyltransferase complex. Gene Ontology annotation, molecular function: nucleosomal DNA binding; protein kinase binding. The transcript is spliced from 3 exons. The coding region runs from base 27 to 587 and encodes 186 amino acids. The record is from RefSeq and is a predicted model, not a curated record. Gene Ontology annotation, biological process: axonogenesis; cell motility. NCBI's taxonomy places the organism in Eukaryota, Metazoa, Chordata, Testudines, Dermochelyidae.
UUCAGACAGUGUGCUCUUACUAUCUCAUGAAGAUGCUGAGAGAAAGAGGCUACCGCUUCACCACAACAGCUGAAAGGGAAAUUGUAUGUGACAUAAAGGAAAAGCUGUGCUACGUUGCACUGGAUUUCGAACAGGAGAUGGCCACUGCUGCUUCAUCUUCCUCCCUAGAGAAAAGCUACAAACUGCCUGAUGGUCAGGUGAUCACCAUUGGCAAUGAGAGGUUCAGGUGUCCAGAGGCCCUCUUCCAGCCAUCCUUCCUGGGUAUGGAAUCCUGUGGCAUUCAUGAGACCACUUUCAACUGUAUCAUGAAGUGCGAUGUAGAUAUUCGAAAGGACCUGUAUGCCAACACAGUACUGUCUGGGAGUACCACAAUGUACCCUGGAAUUGCUGACAGAAUGCAAAAGGAAAUCACAGCUCUGGCACCCAGUACAAUGAAAAUUAAGAUUAUUGCUCCACCUGAACGUAAAUACUCUGUCUGGAUUGGUGGUUCCAUCCUGGCGUCCCUCUCUACCUUCCAGCAGAUGUGGAUCAGCAAGCAGGAAUAUGAUGAGUCUGGCCCAUCCACUGUCCACCAUAAAUGCUUCUAAAUAGACUGCUAGUAGAUGCACAGCAUUUGCUGCAUGAAUUUUCACUAAUAUAUGUUUGCCUGGGCAAAUUUAUACACUUCAUGCUAGCCUCACAAAACUGGAAUUAUGUCUUCCUUCAAAAGAAACUUGCCCUUGGAAAGUCUGUAUCUGAGACAAAGAUCGGUGCUGGAUUGAGCUGUCACUGAUUUGACCCUGUAUUCAAGUUAACGGUCCCUUGGUGUACAUUUUAGCAUAAUACCCUGUACAUAUCUGAUCUAAACCUUGGUACAGGUGCCAUCACUCCUGUGACAAAAUGCUAGGGUUAACUUGUAUUUGUGGAAGAGAAUCUGCCUGUGACACUGUAGUUCUGGUAGCUGGCUAAUAUUGAUUAGUGGCACCUAAUUUAAACUCUGCAGGGCUUGAGACUGAUUUGUACAGGGUAUUUGAGGUCAGACUUCCAAUACACAAAGCGCUAAGUAUACCAGAUUUUGGUAUAGCGGCUGGUAGGAGUUCAUCAAAGAACUUACUCCUGUUGCUGCCGUUCUAGCAAGGCUGGAAAACAUUACAUCCAAGCCUUAUGAACCAGUUUUCAUUUUCUUUCCCCUCCUGUAUCCCAGCAGAACAUCCUUGGGGCAAAAGUUACUCAACUUGAGUUGCUGCAACUUUGCAUUUACACAUGUAAAUUUUACACCAAGUUUAAUUUAUGUAAGAUUUUUGUAUGUUGCCUUAAUGUUCUCACAUGACAGUAGAAAACCAAAAUUUGUAA